AUGACAAGGCCUGACAUUGCAUUUGGAGUACAAUCAUUGAGUCAGUUUCUACAACAACCUAGAAAGAGUCAUAUGGAAGCAUCUCUAAGAAUUGUUAGAUACAUAAAAGGUCAGCCUGGCCAAGGGAUAUUUUCAUUAAGCAGCAAAGACAACAAACUUACAGCACGGUGUGAUGCUAACUGGGCAUCUUGUCCUCUUACAAGGAAGUCUGCAACAGGUUAUUUCAUCAAGUUUGGACAAGGGAUUGAAGUGCAGAAGCCUGUAGAAGUAUGCACAGAUAGCAAAGCAGCAAUCUUGUAUGCUGCAAAUCCAAUAAAUUCCACACUCAUUUCAAAUUAUGGGAUUAAUAAUAAUUCUGAUAAUGCACCUCCUGUGAAGGCUACUUCUGGACACAAACACAGUACACACUGUUAUGUAACAAAAUUUAGUUAA
This is a messenger RNA of Solanum pennellii, 432 nucleotides long. RefSeq lists its product as uncharacterized. Lineage: Eukaryota; Viridiplantae; Streptophyta; Magnoliopsida; Solanales; Solanaceae. Bases 1 to 432 code for a protein of 143 amino acids. The record is from RefSeq and is a predicted model, not a curated record. The transcript has 3 exons.